Molecule: messenger RNA, 2329 nt
Organism: Aspergillus calidoustus
Lineage: Eukaryota; Fungi; Ascomycota; Eurotiomycetes; Eurotiales; Aspergillaceae
Source: the annotation of a GenBank genome assembly
CUCGGGGCCGUAAAGCAAGCUGGGCUGGAUACUGGGGUUCCGAAGCGGGGACAUUGAUCACGUGCGAACUGACAUUGGCUCCGCUAAUCCGCUUCCGGUCUAAUGAUGUCGGCGGGCGCGUCCAACGCGUUCCGCCGCCGCGACGGAGCUUCAUGUCUAGAUGUUGCUAUCAAAAACCUCAUUCCGUAUUCUCUUUCACCAAAAAUACUACAGAAUACUCAAAAUGGGUAUUAAACACCUCUAUCAAGUGAUCGCUGAAAAUGCGCCCGAUGCCAUCAAGGCAGGGGAUAUCAAAAACCACUUUGGCCGAAAGGUCGCUAUAAUCCAUGAGCAUCUACUCCUUCCUCAUCGCCGUUCGUUCCGAGGGACAACAGCUCAUGAGUGAUACCGGCGAGACCACGUCACACCUGAUGGGCAUGUUCUAUCGCACACUACGCAUGGUCGACAACGGAAUCAAACCCCUAUACGUCUUCGACGGGGCCCCGCCGAAGCUCAAAUCUGGUGAACUCGCAAAGCGAAGCGCGCGGAAGCUCGAAGCGACAGAAGCCCACGAGGAAGCCAAGGAAACCGGUACCGCCGAGGAUGUUGAGAAGUUCUCGAGACGUACAGUGCGGGUAACAAGGGAACAUAACGCGGAAUGCAAGAAGCUCUUGAAAUUCAUGGGUAUCCCGUACAUCGACGCUCCAACAGAGGCAGAGGCGCAGUGUGCUGUGCUUGCCCGUGCAGGGAAGGUCUACGCUGCUGCGUCGGAGGAUAUGGAUACGCUAUGCUUCGAUUCGCCCAUUUUACUUAGACACCUUACCUUCAGUGAGCAGAGAAAAGAGCCAAUUCAAGAGAUUCACUUGGAUAAGGCACUAGAGGGUAUGGGCAUGGAUCGAAAUCAGUUUAUCGACCUUUGCAUCCUUCUCGGGUGUGAUUACUUAGAGCCCAUCCCCAAAGUCGGACCCAACACUGCGCUAAAAUUGAUUCGGGAGUACGGGACACUGGAAAAGGUGGUCGAAUCUAUUGAAAAGGACCCCAAGCACAAACUAGUUAUGCCAGAGUCCUGGCCUUACCAGGACGCCCGAGAGCUUUUUAUCAAGCCGGAUGUCAGAGACGCCAACGAUCCCGAGUGCGACUUCAAAUGGGAAGCACCAGACAUCGAAGGCCUCGUCGACUUCCUCGUGAAGGACAAAGGAUUCAACGAGGACCGCGUCCGCAACGGUGCCGCCCGACUUCAGAAGAACCUGAAAACCGCGCAGCAGUCGCGCCUCGAAGGUUUUUUCAAGCCAGUUGCCAAAACAGACGCAGAAAAGGCGAAUAUGAAGCGCAAGCACGACGAGAAGAUCCAGGAGCAGAAGAAGCGCAAGAAGGAAGAGGCGAAGGCCAAGAAAGAGGCGAAGGCGCGGCCUCGGGGUGCCGCGUAGCGUCCUUGGUCCUUCAUGUUUGACGAGGGCGCAAAAGAACGGUGGCAUUGCGUGGGACAGGCGUUUACCGGAGUAUAAUCAAAGCUACUUUUUUUUCAUCUUGCUGUCAGUUUUUUCAUCCAGCAUAUGUGUUGUCCAGCGCGCAAGGAUCCCGGUGUAUAUCCUGCGUAAAAAUGGUAUGGAGGGCCAUACUGGGCCGCAUAAUCCUGACCGCGCUUCCUUCCGGUCUUGUCGCCAAGGCAUGUCUCACGUAGUAUACAAGCUGCUGGGAAUCGGGUCGCUUAUGGCAGUCAACUGAUGUGCAACAAGAUUCCGCGGGAAGACAUCACGACCGCGGCAGAUGGUCGCCUUGAGCGACGAAUGUGAUUGAACCCAGCUCAAACCUCGACCGCAAUGUCCUUCGUGAAUAAACUCUGUGAACCAGAUAUCAGGCGUCUAGACUCAAGUUAUCCCUCUUGAAAUGCCGCGGUUCAUGUCGUCUUGAUGUGUUUUGUUCUCCUGAAACGGCACACCGCACGCGUCGCAUCAUGCUCGGGUCUGGUUCAAGAACCAACUUCUCAGAGAGCAGAUACAUGGCUUAGUGUUUGUUAGAAGAGACAUAUGGUGCGGUGCCUAAUCUCUGAUAUGGAGGAUUUACUUUAAUCCAAGCACGCGUCCUACACUCCUACAAUCGCGUGCGUGAAUUCGAUGGUCUAAGAGGUGUGGUGACGAUAUAUAUACUACUAGCAGUGCGGGGUCAGCAUUCUCAUAUCAGCCAAGCCAAGUAUCACAAAGUAACGAAGACAACAAAAAAGGCGCUGGUAUCGCCAGUGAGGGAUUACAGAGCUAUCUGAAGCUCAACUUUCAAGUGCAGACGCCAAAUCUGCCCCAGGCGCAAAAUGGGCACCGACGAGGAUCCUCAAGCCAAGCAUUCCCAAGCUGGG